Linum tenue is the source of this 2133-nucleotide messenger RNA. NCBI's taxonomy places the organism in Eukaryota, Viridiplantae, Streptophyta, Magnoliopsida, Malpighiales, Linaceae. The record is from the annotation of a GenBank genome assembly.
GGAAGUCUAGGGAGCUCUAGAACUCACUCACCGAAGGUGGAACCGCGCCACCUUUCCGUAUUUCUUCUCCCUUCCUCCCUCUUCUGCUCAAACCCAUUUCUCGCACCUUCUCCACUUCUCCACAUCUCUCUCUCUCCCUCACUCAGUUGCAAGCUCAAGCAGUUCUCGUCUCCCUCAGCAAUCAGCAUUUCCGCCCUCCUUCCAGAUGGCUGAACUCCAAUACACUGUGGCAUCCGACAGCGAAAAUACUGGAGAGGAGAAAUCAUCUUCCGCCUUUCCAGAGAGUGCGAUUGGUAUCGACAUUGGCACCUCACAAUGCAGCAUAGCAGUUUGGAACGGUUCCCAGAUUGAGGUGCUCAAGAACACCAGGAACCAGAAGUUGAUGCGAUCAUAUGUGACCUUCAAGGAUGAAACCCCUUCUGCUGGAGGAGUCACCAGCAAUCACCUGUUCCAUGAGCGUGAAGUAUUGUCUGGAGCUGCAAUCUUCAAUAUGAAACGCCUCAUAGGCAGAGUGGACACCGACCCUGUUGUUUCAGCCAGCAAGUCUCUUCCUUUUCUAGUCCAGACUUUGGGAAUAGGUGUUCGUCCUCUCAUUGCAGCCUUGGUGAACAAUGCUUGGAGGUCGACAACUCCUGAAGAAGUCCUGGCUAUAUUUCUGGUGGAGCUGAGAGCCAUGGCAGAGUUACAAUUGAAGAGGCCUAUCAGAAAUGUUGUGCUCACGGUUCCAGCUUCCUUUAGUCGGUUCCAGUUGACACGUAUCGAGAGAGCUUGUGCUAUGGCAGGGCUUCAUGUUCUGCGACUGAUGCCUGAGCCAACAGCUGUUGCAUUGCUGUAUGCACAACAGCAGCAACAGAUUGUUCAUGAGAAUAUGGGCAGUGGGAGUGAGAAGAAUGCCCUGAUUUUCAAUCUCGGUGCUGGUUACUGUGAUGUGGCUGUCACUGCUACUGCUGGUGGAGUUUCUCAGAUCAAAGCAAUAACAGGAGCUGCUAUUGGAGGAGAAGACAUGCUGCAGAACUUGAUGAGGUAUCUCUUCCCUGAUCUUGACAGGCUUUUCUCAAACCAUUCCACCAAUGAUAUCAAAUCGAUGGCAGUGCUGCGGAUUGCAACCGAGGACGCAAUUCGCAAGCUUUGCUCUCAGACCAGCGUUCAGGUGGAUGUUGACUUGGGAAAUGAGAACAAUAUCUGUAAGGUUCUUGAUAGGAAGGAAUUUGAGGAAGUCAACAAACAAGUGUUUGAAAAGUGUGAGAGCCUCAUAACAGAAUGCUUGCACGACUCAAAGGUGAAUGUUGAGGAUUUGAGCGACGUUAUACUUGUUGGUGGCUGUUCAUACAUCCCAAAGAUACAGAACCUUGUUAAGGCAAUUUGCAAAAGGGAGGAACUCUACAGUGAAAUGAAUCCGUUGGAGGCUGCGGUGAGUGGAGCAGCACUAGAAGGUGCAGUUGCUUCAGGAAUCAGCGAUCCAUUCGGAAGUUUGGAUCUGUUAACUAUCCAAGCCACCCCACUUGCCUUGGGAAUAAGAGCUGAUGGGAACACUUUCUCCCCAAUCAUACCGAAAAACACUACCAUGCCUGCAAGGAAGGAACAAGUGUUCACAACUUCUCACGAUAACCAAACCGAAGCACUGGUUGUUGUCUAUGAAGGUGGUGGUAAGACCGUGGAAGAGAAUCAACUUUUGGGAUUUUUCAAGAUCGGCGGGAUCCCCUCAGCAGCUAAAGGAGUUCCGGAGAUAAUCGUGUGCAUGGACAUCGAUGCUGGAAAUGUGUUGCGAGUAUUUGCUUGGGUGAUGAUGCCUGGUAAUGAGCAUCCAGUCACUCCGUUCAUGGAAGUCAGGAUGCCGACAGUGGACGAUGGCCAUGGCUGGUGUGGCGAGGCGUUACUGAGGGCUUAUGGGUCUGCACUAGACCUGGUUACCGUCCAGAAAAGGGUGUAGAAACUGAUAAUACGGUGUUUGUGAUUCUGCAUGUAAGUUGCUGCGAGUUGUAAUAUCUGUAAGUUCUAAAAAGUAUCCAGCUGUGUAACAUAGAUGAUCGACUGAUCGUUACCGCCAAAAUAAGAACAGGGGCGACCCUUUUGCAGAGUUGUUCCUGUUUUGAAGAGUGACAAAUAAAGUCAGGUAUCUUUUUGCUCAAGUAA